This is a messenger RNA of Nicotiana tabacum (common tobacco), 699 nucleotides long. NCBI's taxonomy places the organism in Eukaryota, Viridiplantae, Streptophyta, Magnoliopsida, Solanales, Solanaceae. The record is from RefSeq and is a predicted model, not a curated record.
AUGGCAAUGUCCUUCCACGUCCGACGCCGUGCCAUGCCCUGCGUCCAUCCAUGUCCUGCGUCCUGCAUCAUAUCAUGGCAAUGUCCUUCCACGUCCGACGCCGUGCCAUGCCCUGCGUCCAUCCAUGUCCUGCGUCCUGCAUCAUAUCAUGGCAAUGUCCUUCCACGUCCGACGCCGUGCCAUGCCCUGCGUCCAUCCAUGUCCUGCGUCCUGCAUCAUAUCAUGGCAAUGUCCUUCCACGUCCGACGCCGUGCCAUGCCCUGCGUCCAUCCAUGUCCUGCGUCCUGCAUCAUAUCAUGGCAAUGUCCUUCCACGUCCGACGCCGUGCCAUGCCCUGCGUCCAUCCAUGUCCUGCGUCCUGCAUCAUAUCAUGGCAAUGUCCUUCCACGUCCGACGCCGUGCCAUGCCCUGCGUCCAUCCAUGUCCUGCGUCCUGCAUCAUAUCAUGGCAAUGUCCUUCCACGUCCGACGCCGUGCCAUGCCCUGCGUCCAUCCAUGUCCUGCGUCCUGCAUCAUAUCAUGGCAAUGUCCUUCCACGUCCGACGCCGUGCCAUGCCCUGCGUCCAUCCAUGUCCUGCGUCCUGCCAUACCCUGCGUCCUUCCAUGGCCAUGUCCUGCCACGUUCGACGCUAUGCCAUGGCCACGCCUUGCCAUGUCCUGCGUCCUGCCAUGUCCUGCGACGUCUGAUGCCGUGCCAUAG